ACUUAAGUCCUGUUUCACUUAUCAAGGGACAGCCCUGUCCUGCAGUGGUGAAUUCAAGGUUGUGCCUUCCUGUGACAGACUUUGCCAGACAUGUGGACAACAGAACGAAUCACUUGGGCAUCUAUACGUUUUGGGCAACAGGAGUAUAUUUCUUUUUUCUUUGUUUUUCCUAAUUCAAGCAUCUAACGGAGGAUGUUUGUUAAAGGAUUGACAGCUUUUUCUGCGUUCUGUGAGGGUGCCUGUUGAAGGAUUAUAGGUAACCAACUGGUUAAACCAGUUUUCUACUUUGCUCCUAGAACUUUCACUCAUAUGCCAGCAGAGGGCACACUUUAACAGCAUACUACAGUUGAUAGAUUAUUUAUUAUUAUAUUAUUAUUGCUGUAAUUUGUCUUAAUCUUUGUGAUGUUAAAAGUCAUUUAAUUAUUUGUGAACUCCUUUUUGUAGUUCUCAUGCAAGCGUUCCCUUGAGGCAUUAUUUUGUUGAUUCCUGGAGGUACUUGGAGGUCAGAUACAUAUUAAAGAAAUGAAUAGAAUAAAAUAAAUAAUAGUCGUAACCAUACCUUUAAGUAUAGUUAGUUGAACUUAGCUGCUUACUGGAUUCAGACUUAUUGGAGGAAAAACUCCCAAAGCAAUGAUUGACGACAGGUUUGAGACCAAGCCCGAUUUGGGUUGAACAAGGAAGUUGCCCAAAGAAAAUAAAAAACUCCACUGACUAGUGUGUAAAGAGCACAUUUGACUUGCAAAGAGACAUGUAGGUAGCAGAGCUGCCGAGGAGCAAUCACAUUCACAUCCAAGAUGCUGAAAAGAACUUUUCAUUUCCUGGCACUUUUUGUCUUACUCAGUACAGUGUGCUGUGCUGUGUUUUUAUUCUACAGCAAAGGCAGGUAUAUAGAGUUUUCUUCCGUACUGUUACCCGUAGCAGGUGGAAAGUUGGAUAUAUUCUCAAAACUAAAAGGUCAUGCUCAGGAGCCUGAAGUCAGAAGUCAAGAAAUGGCAGCAAUGCCAGAAUCUUCAAAUAACAAGACGACAAAGAUGCCAAUAUCAUCUACCCCCAAAACAGCAACAAGUUCAACUUCAACUUCCAAAAAGACUUUGGAAGCCUGCCCCGACACUCCUCCAAAGCUUGUGGGGCCCCUUCAUGUGGAGUUUAACACGAAACGGACUCUGAAGGGAGUCAGAGAAGAGGUUGGUUCUCUUCUUCAGAACGGAGGACGCUACAAACCGCUGGACUGUAUCUCACAACAUAAGGUGGCAAUCAUCAUUCCAUUCCGAAACCGGUAUGAGCACCUGACGCACUGGCUGUAUUACCUCCAUCCAAUCUUGAUCCGACAGCAGUUGGACUACGGCGUGUAUGUCAUCAACCAGGACGGAGACGGGGUGUUCAACAGGGCUAAACUGAUGAAUGCAGGAUACCUGGAAGCUCUCAAGGAGUAUGAUUAUGAAUGCUUUGUCUUCUCUGACAUAGACCUGGUGCCCUUGGAUGACCGGAACCUCUACAGAUGUUUUAGCAAUCCGAGACACUUGGCUGUGGCUAUGGACAAAUUUAACUUCCAUUUACCUUAUAACACCUUCUUUGGUGGAGUAUCCUCGCUGUCUAAGCAACAGUUCUUGAAAAUCAACGGCUUUCCAAACACUUACUGGGGGUGGGGGGGUGAGGAUGAUGACAUCUAUAGGCGGAUCGUCUACCAUGGCAUGUCCAUUUCUCGCCCCGACUCUGUCGCUGGAAAGUACAGGAUGAUCAAGCAUGAAAGAGACCUGCACAAUGAGCCCAAUCCAGAGAAUCCAGGCAAACUCGGUAAAACUCAGUGGACUAUGCAAAAGGAUGGUCUUAAUUCUCUACAUUACACAGCCAAAGAGGUUGUGAAGGAUCUGCUGUACACCUUUAUCACUGUGGAUAUCCAGGCUCCAGCGAGCUGAAUGACAAUGCCAACCUUUUGACUGCAGAUAACUGUUGAAUUGCAGGACUUUCAGUCUCAUAACUUAAAAGGUAUGGGUCACUGUGAUGGGGGGUAUUGUUUUAUUCAAAUCCUUAUAAAUCCAGUACACUAGGUGGGUAUUUUGGUGACGGGUUGUAUGAAUAUCGUUUAUAUAUGUGUGAACAUACCCAAGCUGGCACAUAGUGAAUGUGAACCUCAUGAUUUUCAGUUAACAAUAUUUUGCAAACAUGAUCACAGUUGCACAAGCCCCUAAUACGCGGUGGUGAAAAAGAAACGUCUUAAAGUUACUUGUACACAAACGUCCUGGAAAGAUUCAUAUGAGAUUGUGGUGGAUGGAUUGUUGAGCACCAGAAACACCACAGUGGAAGUAUCUCAGCCACGAUACCAAGGAGUAACAGUUUAUUUAACGUGAAUACCUAGACUGAAGUUUAUCAAUUUAUUUGAAGAUAUUUUUUAUAUUUUUUAAUUCAUGGCUGACUCAUUGUUGACACUUCAGUAAUAUGUUUAUGUAGUAAUUGCUCAGGGGUCAUGUUCUGGGUCUCUGGAAAACACCUAGAAACAACUUCUGUUGUAAGAGAUGCUGUAUAAAUAAAACUGAAUUGAAUUGAACUGAAAAAUAAAA
Molecule: messenger RNA, 2558 nt
Organism: Cololabis saira (Pacific saury)
Lineage: Eukaryota; Metazoa; Chordata; Actinopteri; Beloniformes; Belonidae
Product: beta-1,4-galactosyltransferase 1-like
Exons: 2
Coding region: 795-1916 (373 amino acids)
Biological process (GO): protein N-linked glycosylation; carbohydrate metabolic process
Molecular function (GO): cytoskeletal protein binding; beta-N-acetylglucosaminylglycopeptide beta-1,4-galactosyltransferase activity
Source: RefSeq, a predicted model, not a curated record